Molecule: messenger RNA, 3454 nt
Organism: Oldenlandia corymbosa var. corymbosa
Lineage: Eukaryota; Viridiplantae; Streptophyta; Magnoliopsida; Gentianales; Rubiaceae
Source: the annotation of a GenBank genome assembly
AUCUAUUUAGAAUUGAACUCCCUAACGAGCUCCUCCUAUAUUCAUGCAAAGCUUGCUGGAUUUCUGGAUCCCAAUCAAUUUCAUCCAACUGUAAAACAAACUAGAGAAGAAAAAAAAAAUUGAAUCAACGAUGUGUAAACAUGACAUGAAGCAGAUAUAAUUUAUGAUUGAAUGAUGUUUCGUUUCACCCCCCCUUUUCUAUAAAUUUGACAACAACCCAUAAUAUGGUUUUGGCCCUUGUGCAACAAAAAUAAAAAAGGGGGCAGGGGGAGGGGCAGGGAGGAGGAGCAAGAAGAAGAAGAGCAUUUUGUGGGUGGAAUUGAGAAGGAGAUGGAUUAUAUAUCUGCAAAUAUUGAUUUGCAGGAACUAUACAAUGAGAUUCGAUGUCAUGCAGACACAAUUUAUAGGUUUAAUGGGGUAUGGGAAGGCCCUAACCCCCUGUCCCCAAUUGUUCCUCUCUUCCUGGUUCAAUUGACCAUCGCUGUCUUGUUCUUUCGUCUCCUCAUUGUUGCUUUAAGGCCUUUUAAUCAACCACCUUUUGUCGCCGAGAUUUUGGAAGAAUAAGGAGGUAUUCGGGUUCCAACUGACAUAAAAAAACUCAAGGGGUCAGUUUAGUGUUUUUAUUUAUUGCGUGAGUUCAACAAAUGUAUUCCCCACCAUUUCACGCAUUUUUUCUUCCCCUUAAAUUAUAUAUAUAUAUAUAUAUAUAUAUAUAUAUAUAAUAACAAUUGUUGGCCUUUGAAUUUGAAAAGUCAAUAUUACUAACCUUGCAUCACGCGUGGUGGGUAAUGGGGUAGAUUAUGUAAUAGCUAGGCGACUUGGUGAUGAUAGGUAGUUGAAAGGCCACAAUGUAACUUACAUAUAGUUAGACCUUACGACCCACUGAAGUGAUUUUUUCUUUGUUUGUUUUGGGAGGUUUCAAAUUUAUGAUGAUCCCACAAUUAAACCUCCCCCUCCCCAAGUACUUAUGGUGUGUAGGUGUAUUGUAGGGAGGGCUGCUAAUAAGUCCAUCAGCAUUUGGAAAAAUGAGUUUCUUCAAGAACUUAGUGUUUCCAGCUUACUAUAUGCAUGUGCUAGAGCCGAUGGCGCACUACGCACUAAUGUUGUACGCCUUCCUGAUGGGACUCCAGAUGGAUAUCCGAGCCAUUACCCGAUCAGGUACUCAAGCCAUGCAUGUGGCUUUUGCUGGGGUGUUUAUCCCCUUCAUUAUUGGUUCCACCUUGUACUUUGUCUCCAUCAAUGACACUAAUAAGCUCACCGGUGCCUUCUUCUGGGGUGCUGCUCUCUCUGUUACCGGUUUUCCUAUCCUUGCCCGGAUUCUUGAGAAGCAAAAGAUCCUACUCACCGAGAUUGGUAAGACUGCCUUGGCUUCUGCCUUACUCAGUGAUGUCUUUUCUUGGUUCUUCCUAGCCAUCGCAUUUGCUAUGACCGUUCCGCACACCCUAUGGAUCAUUGUCACCACCUCUGCCUUGGUCUUGCUUUCCACUUUAUAUGUUCGUCCUGCCCUUGGUUGGAUCGUUCACAAAACUCCCGUUGGCCAAGGAUACAGUGAAUACUACAUCUGUUGUAUCCUCACUGGGGUUUCCCUCAUGGGGGUGAUCACAGACGCGUGUGGCACACACCCCAUGAUAGGUGCCUUCAUCUUUGGACUUAUUAUUCCCAAUGAUAUUCUUGAGUCUUUGCUCUUGGACCGCCUCAGCGACUUUGUUCAUGGGAUCCUAAUGCCGGUUUUCUUCGUGGUGUGUGGGCUUAGAGCCAAUCUCGAUGAAAUCGGUACUUCAGUAGAUAGUUGGGUAAAAGUGGCACUAGUCAUCAUCUUUGCUUUCGGUGCCAAGAUUGUUGGUGCUGUGGCUGUCUUUUUCUUACAUGACUUACAACCUAGCCAAGCUGUUGCUGUUGGAAUCCUCACCAACACCAAGAGCACUGUUGCUUUAAUCAUUCUUGAAGUUGGACUCACCCAAGGCAGGGUGGAGCAUCAAGCUUUGUCAACAAAAAGUUACACACUAAUGAUGGUUGCCAUUCUUGUGAUGACAAUGGUGGUAACACCAGCGAUAAGCUUGUACCGUCCCUCCAAGAAUCAGAUCCCUUACAAGCGGAGGACCAUUCAGAAGGCCAAAUCUGAUGAAGAGUUACGAGUUCUGGCUUGUAUCUACGACACCAAAAAUGUCCCUUCCAUCAUCAACCUCCUUGAUGUUUCCAAUUCCACUCAGAGAUCUCCCAUCAGCAUCUUUGUUCUUCACUUAAUUGAGCUCACCGGUCGAGCCUCCGCCAUGCUCGUUAUACAUACAUCCAAUAGAUCAGGGCCACGAAAUAAUCUAAGCUACGUAGAAGCUCAAACAGAUCAAAUUGCAUCUGCAUUUGACAAUUUUGAGCUUCGAUCCGAGGGCCUUCACACUCAGGUACUUGCUGCGAGGUCACCUUAUGCAACCAUGGAUGAAGAUAUAUGCAGCAUUGCCAAUGACAAACGAGCAACCAUCAUUAUCCUCCCAUUCAACCGACAGCAAUCCCAACAGGACAAGGACAUGGAGGACCUGAAUCCUUCAGCCGAGCAAAACGUCAACGAGAGUGUGAUGGCGAAUGCCCCUUGUACGGUUGGCAUUCUCGUUGAUAGGGGAGGGUUCUCCGAUCCUACAAAUCAAAUCCACGAUAGGAAGAUUGCAAUGUUAUUCUUCGGAGGACCGGAUGAUAGGGAGGCAUUGGCUUAUGCGUGGCGCAUGGCAGAACAUCCAGAUACUGAGUUAAGAGUCCUACGGUUCAUUCCAAGUCAAGAACUCAACAUGGGAGGAGAAGGAGGAGAGUUCAUAGAGAAAGACAAUGAAUUCAACAUAGAAGUGGAUACCAAAAGAGACCAAGCCGUGGAUGAUGACUUCUUGAACAAGUUCAGGGUUUCCACAGUGAAUGACAGCUCAGUUAGGUAUGUGGAACUUGUGUUGAACGACGAAGAAGAAGCCGUCAAGGCGAUAAAAGAUAUGGAUCACGAAGAUCAUGACCUCUACAUUGUGGGUAAAGGGCGAGGGGUGAUUUCGCCACUCACUGCAGGACUCACUGACUGGUGUGAUUGCCCCGAGUUAGGCCCAAUUGGGGACCUCUUGGUUACCUCAGAGUUUGAAUCUACAUUUUCUGUUUUGGUGGUGCAACAGUAUCUCAAGUCGUCAACAUCAUCAACUUCAUCCAUGGAUGAUAACAUGUUCGGAUCCACAGACUCUGUUAGUCAGAGGAAGAAUGAGGCUGAUUUCAAGAACUCUGCCUCAGAAAGUGAAACAGUUGAGCCAUUUGCCAGUUUUAGGAAGAGGGAUCCUUAUAAUUCAACUUAGCACAUUUUCCAUGUUUUCUGUGGAGUGACUACUUAUAAGAAAGUCUUCGUUAUUAAUAUCUUGAUUAAGUUAACAAUUUAUAUUUGGAAGGUCAGAUUUUUACUCCUGGAGAAAAAAUUCACCCAACUCAUAGUUUGAUG